Molecule: messenger RNA, 3003 nt
Organism: Eimeria necatrix
Lineage: Eukaryota; Apicomplexa; Conoidasida; Eucoccidiorida; Eimeriidae
Product: N-terminal acetyltransferase complex subunit NARG1, putative
Exons: 14
Coding region: 1-3003 (1000 amino acids)
Biological process (GO): N-terminal peptidyl-methionine acetylation
Cellular component (GO): cytoplasm
Molecular function (GO): protein-N-terminal amino-acid acetyltransferase activity; protein binding
Source: RefSeq, a predicted model, not a curated record
AUGAGGGCAAACAACGACACUCCCAGCUGGCGGGCUCUGCCCAGCAAGGAGCAAUCGGUCUUCAAGCACAUGAUGUGGCUGUAUGAACAAAAGCACAACAAGAAAGCCAUCAAGCAGGCAGACUUGAUCCUCAAGAAGUUUCCCGAGCACGGGGAAACGCUGUCUAUGAAGGGCCUGAUCUUGUCAAACAUGGGCGCGGAAAAAAAGCAAGAGGCUUAUGACUAUGCCAAAAGAGGCCUCAAAGCGGACAUUACCAAUUGCGUUUGCUGGCACGUGUUGGGUCUGCUGUACAGACAGGACAAGGACUACGCAGAGGCUUCGAAGUGCUUCAUCCAAACCCUUCGGCUGGACCCGAACAACUACCCCGCGAUGCGCGAUUUGGCCAACUUGCAAAUUCACGAAAGAAAUCUGGACGGCUUUCUUGAGACCCGCAGGCACAUAUUGAAAGCCAGAUCCAGGUUUAUAAGGGAGUGGGCAGCUUUCGCCAUGGCUAACCACCUGGUGGGUCGCUUGACUAUAGCCCAGGAGAUACUGGGCGAGAUGGAGAACCAGUUUGGAGAGUCUCGCGACCUAGACGCUUUUGAGAAGAGCGAAAUAAUGCUGUACAAGGCCGCCAUACUUGAGGAGAUGGGGGAGUACAAGCAGUGCUACGAUUAUCUCACCACGAGGGAACAAGCCAUACUGGACGAGACGGCGCUACUAGAGGCUCAGGGCCGAAUGGCGAUUUUCCUGCGGCAAUUCGAUUUGGGCCGGGUGGCUUACAGACGCUUAAUGGAGAUAAACAAAGACAACGAGCGCUAUGUGUUGGGCUUUAUGGCUUGCGAUGAAAAUGAAGAUAUCAGAAAUCUUUUUGCCCUGCCCAAGUGCUGCCUCAGUGGGGCGGUGGGCAAGGCCGACUCCCUCGACUACUUGAAGCUCAAGCAGCUCCAGGACGGCCGCAUCUUUGCUCCCGUUUCAAGUGCUCCCCCCUACAUAUAUUUGAUGCCCGGGGCGCUGCGGUCGUCUGGGGAAGACAGCGGCGGAUGGCUAGAGUCUGCGUUUACCCGGCAAGCAGCAAGAGAGGCGCAGGUGCAGCAGCAGGAACUGCAGCUUCUCAAGGGCUGGAAGAGCAGUGGACACACAGAGGCAGCUCCCCCUUCCUUCAGGAUGGUCAGGGGGCUCAGUGCUGAAAUGCAGGAUCGCAUUCUGAGCUACUUUGACGAUUUGAAGGUACAGCUGUCGCCCUUUCCCCUGCUGGACUACCUGAAGUUGUCUUUCUUGUCUGGGGGCCGCUUCGUUGCUGCGCUGGAUGAUUUCUUGCGGCCGCAGCUGCGAAAGGGCGUUGUUUCUCUUUUUGCUGCUUUGCGGCGUCUGUACACCCGAGAGCGGGCUCACUUGAUCGGCACCGUGCUAGAGAGUUACGUUGAGCACCUGCAGAGAAGCCCCUCUUCAUUUGGGCCUUUACUGGGGGAAAGGCGCGAAAAGAGGCAGGACGAGCCGCAUUGCAGCAACACAAGUGACUCCAGCAAUGCAUGUUGUGGAAACUCCAAGAAUUCCGAGGGUUUAAUUCAAAAUAAUUCCCUUAAUUGCUCCCAGGAGUCUGGAGAGAAACCCGAAAUUGCUACUGCUCUCCUCUACGCCUAUAUGCUGAUGGCGCAGCACUACGACUUUAUGGGGAACACUGAGAAGGCUCUUCAGACCAUACAAAAGGCCAUCGACCACACUCCAACCUUUGCAGAUCUCUAUCUCGUGAAAGGCAGAAUCUACAAACACGCCGGCGCCUACCGGCUCGCUGCGGAACUGCACGAGAAAGCGCGCAGCCUUGACUUCGCAGAUCGCUACUUGAACUCGAAGUGCUGCAGCUACCUGCUGCGAAUCAACAAGGCGGAAGAAGCCGUCGCCACAGCCCGCUGCUUCUCGCGCCAAGCCGACCCCGAGGACUCCCCCGACCUGCAGUGCAUGUGGUUUGAGUUGAAGCGGGGCCGGGCGCUGGUGCGGCUGCAGCAGCACCAGCAGGCGCUGAUGGAGUUCAACGCCACCAUCAAGCACUUUGCAGAUAUUCACCAAGACCAAGUCGACUUCCACCCCUACUGCCUCAGAAAAUCAACUUUCAGAGCCUACGUCAACUUCCUUCGCAUGCAAGACAAGCUGUGGUCACACAGGUAUUUUAGGGAGGCUGCCCAAGAGGCGCUAAAGAUAUACUUUGCCGCUCACGAUGGGCUGAUAGAGUUGAAGCCCGAGGCUGCUGCUAGGCCCGCUGCAGAGCCACAGAAAGAGGCUAAAGCGAAAAAGAAACAAGCAAACAAAAAGGCUAGCAAAGACCAAAAGGCAGCAACAAACUCAGAGACACAACCUGAGGAGGCCCCCCUUGCUGCUGCCCAGAAUAUUCUUGAUAAGUAUAUUUGCUGCUGCGCCACCGACCCCCUCGCCCGCGCAGCUCAUUAUCACUUGGCCUAUAGGAAAGGCUGCGUGGUCGGGAUGGUUUUGGCGCUUUCGCGUCUCAACAAACUAAUUAAACGUGAAGGCACAAGUCGUUCCGUUUCCGUUCUGCUGCCGCUUCUCUACCACUUCUGCAGAGCAGCGGAUCUGUCACUCAUACCCAGCGAAAUGGAGGCGCUGUGCAUCUCUGCGCUGAGCGCCAUCUUGGAGACUCCUCUGUCACCCUCUGGCUUGCAGCAGCAGCUGCAGCAGGCAGCAGACAAACUGAUGGGUGAUUUGCUCCUGCAGUGCAAAACAGACGCUCUUGACUUCCAGCUGCGCAAAACCGCGCUUGAGGCCUAUCUUUUGGCGGGCGAAGACGUGCCUGAUGACUCGCCGUUGCUAUCCUUCCCCACGCUAACAGCAGCAGCAGCAGCAACAAGCGCUGCUGCUUCUGGCGAGCGUGAGCGUCCAUCCCUCGCCGACUGCGAGGCCCUGUUGCAGCAGCUGCAGCAGUUUAAAGGCAAGGAGAAGGCCUGCGAGGCACUUAAGGCGGCGUGUCGGCUUCGUUUCCCCUUGUCUGAUUUAUUUAACAAUUCGGAUUAG